UAUCCGUACAUCUGGAGUGACCUCCUUUUUCUUUUUUGUGGUAUUCAUCCUUCUCUGCUCAUUUUAUCUCUUCAAUCUGAUCUUGGCUGUGGUAACUACGGCAUAUGAAGAGCAAAACAGAGCUGAAAAAGAGGCCAAGAAAAAACUACUUCAGGAAGCCCAAGAAAUUCUAGAGAAAGAACAGGAGUUGGCUGCAGCAGAAAGCAGUAAGGCCUUGCAGGUUGGGUCUGAAAUGCCAGUUGAUGACUUGAAAAACUCGAAAGGAAAUGAGAGUAAUAGAGAAACACCUGUUUUAAGACAAAAUGUAAUUUUAGAUGAUCAGGAGAAAGAGGAACAAAUAUUUAAUUCACAGCCUGGUCACUGCUACAAGAAGCUUAGGAAGAUCCUGCUGUCCUAUGAUGUAUCAGUGGACUCUAUUAAUGAUCCUUUCCGAAGACAGAGGUUAAUGAGUGCAGCUGCUAUUCUUACAGACUUUUCAGAGUCAAAAGUGAAAUGUCCUGCAUUGUGGAAACGUUUUGCUCCAAAGUGUCUAGUUUGGAAUUGUUGUCCAUUCUGGAGAGCAGUCAAAGAGAAGGUGAAAUUGGUGAUUUUGGAUCCGUUUGUUGAACUGUUUAUCACAGUUUGCAUUAUCUUGAACACUUUAUUCAUGGCUAUGGAGCACCCUGGCAUGUUGCCAGAAACCAGAAAAAUGAUUGCUAUAAGUGACGAGGUCUUCACCCUGAUUUUUACACUAGAAAUGAUCUUGAAAAUCAUUGCUCUAGAUCCUUACUACUAUUUUCAGAACAAGUGGAAUGUUUUUGAUAGCUUAGUUGUUUUGAUUGGCCUACUGAGCUUUGGAACCAAUCUGUCACCUUUCCGGGUGAUCAGGAUCUUCAAAUUGGCAAAGUAUUGGCCAACCUUAAAUACUCUUGUGAAAAUAAUUCUAGACUCAUCUAGUGCUGUGACUAAGUUCUCUGUGGUUUUGGCUUUCACUGUAUUUAUUUUUGCUGUACUAGGAAUGCAUCUUCUUGGCAGUGAUUAUGAAAAAAAAUUCCAUAAAAUAAGCACCAGUAAGGAUUUACGCUGGCAUAUGAAGGAUUUCAAUCAUUCAGUCCUGAGUAUACUCCGAAUAUUAUGUGGAGAAUGGAUUGAAAUGAUGUGGGAAUGUAUGGAAGUGGCUGGAAAACAGAAAUGUAUUACCUUUUUCUUGCUAGUCCUGGUGAUAGGAAACCUGGUGGUGCUCAACUUGUUCAUUGCCCUGCUGCUGAGUUUGUUGGAUACUCACAGCUCAGGAGGACAAGAGGAACCUGGAGAAAGGACUAAAUGUCAGAUUGCCCUUGCACAGAUUCACCAGGGCCUGAAGUCUUUGAAAGACAGAAUUCUGGAUCCUUGUGGCAAAAAACUGAAAGGAAGCCUCAGAAAAACAGACAAAAAGAAGACUUUGGAAGAAAUUUCUGGCAAAAACAUAGAGGAUAAUAAUUAUGCCAUGACAGAUGUCAGAAAAUACAUAGACAACAAUUGCUUUGACACAGAGUGUUACCAUAAUGAAGAGAAUUCCUCAAUAUCAAGGAAAUAUAAAGAUCUUUCCAGCAGUCACAGUACCUGUGUUCCCAUUGAAGCAGCAGAGAGUUACAGUGACAAAAGUGAUGAUGAGCACAUUGUAUUCACAGAAACAGAACACAGAAAACAGGGAGACAGAUUACGACACAGAGAACAGCGGCAGAGUUCAAGCAGCUUCAGUCAGAUUUCUGAGACUCAUGAAACCAUAAAUGUUUUCACAGUAACACAUGAAAAGCAAGAGCAAAAAGAGAAAUGUGGUGCUGCUCACAGCUUUUCUGAAGCCAGCAGUGUGGAUGCAGCUGUUGUUCUGGAGAUGUUUUCCCAGACUAAAAACUCACACCUGCCUAAGGACUGUUUUGGAGAAAGUUGUGGUAAAUGUGUCCCAUGUUGUGUAGUGGAUAUCACUAAGUUUCCAGGCAGAAGUUGGUGGAACUUCAGGAAAACCUGCUACAGAAUUGUUAACCACAGCGGGUUUGAAUAUUUUAUGAUUUUUGUGAUAGUAUUGAGCAGUGCAGCACUGGCAUUUGAAGAUAUUCACUUGCAGAAUAGAAAAACAGUGAAAAGCAUCCUAGAUUAUGCUGACAAAGUAUUUACCUACAUCUUUUUGAUGGAGAUGCUUCUGAAAUGGGUAGCUUAUGGAUUGCACAAUUACUUCACAAAUUCCUGGUAUUUGCUUGACUUUGUCAUUGUAUGUCUGUCAUUUGUUUCCUGGGGACUAAGUCAUGAUCCCAAAGAUGUAUCACCUUGUUCCUCUGGGAGUGGCCUGAAAUCUCUCAGGACUCUUAAAGCAUUGAGGCCUCUACGAGCAUUGUCAAGAUUUGAAGGGAUAAAGGUAAAGAUGUUGGGGGUCAGUGUGAAUAUUUUGUAAUGGCUGCAUUUGAAGAUUUUUUUGAAAAUGACAACAUAAAAUUAUUAUUUUCAUUCACUUUGUUCGGUUCUUGUCAAUGCACUCCUUGGAGCUAUCCCCUCAAUCUUCAAUGUUUUGCUCGUCUGUGUUGUCUUUUGGCUCCUGUUUAACAUUCUAGGAGUAAAAUUGCUUGGGAAAAGAUUUUCAAAAUGCAUACUCCAGGAAGGAGAUAUCAGUCUCAUUAAUGACAAAAGUGAUUGUGAGUCCUAUGGUGGAAAAUGGACAAAUUCUCCUGUAAACUUUGAUAAUGUUGGGAUGGGAUACUUGGCUCUGCUCCAAGUGGCAACUUUUAAAGGUUGGAUGGAUAUUAUGUAUGCAGCAGUGGAUUCACGUGAGAUCGAUGAACAGCCAAAGUUUGAAGCAAACUUACAAAUGUACAUAUACUUAGCGUAUUUCAUUGUUUUGGGAUCUUUCUACAUGCUGAAUCUUUUUAUUGGAGUGGUUAUCAGCAAUUUUAACCAACAAAGGAAAAAGAUAAGUGGAAAAGAUCUAUUUUUGACUGAGGAACAGGAAAAGUACUAUAAUGCCCUAAAAAAACUUGGAUCCAAGAAACCUCAAAAACCCAUCCCAAGACCAUUGAAUGCGUUCCUGGGAUUGCUGUUUGAUAUCGUAAUGCACAAAGCAUUUGACAUCAUCAUCAUGAUUUUCAUCUGCCUAAAUGUGGUUGUUAUGAUGGCAGAAAAUAACCAGGAAGGCACCAAGGAAGUUCUUAAUAAAAUCAACUAUUUUUUUGUGGCUUUAUUUACAGCAGAAUGUGUCAUAAAAAUACUGGCCUUAAGACAGCAUUACUUCAAAAGCAUCUGGAACUUGUUUGAUCUUAGUGUUGUGGUCCUUUCAAUAGUUAGUAUUGGAGUUUCUGAAGCCUUUCAAAAACUCAUCUCUCCUACACUUUUGAGAACUAUUCGUUUGGUGCGAAUUGGCCGAAUCCUGAGAUUGGUUCGAAAAGCGAGAGGACUUCAAACCCUUCUCUUUGCAUUACUGAUGUCUCUUCCUGCACUGGUCAACAUUAGCCUUUUGCUUUUCCUAAUUAUGUUUAUUUAUGCCAUUGUGGGCAUGGCAAACUUUGCCUGUCUUCCCUGGGAAGGUGGGAUUGAUAACAUUUUCAACUUUCAAACCUUUUCUGGUAGCAUUCUCUGUCUCUUCCAAAUUACAACGUCAGCUGGCUGGGAUACUCUUCUGGCCCCUUUGUUAAGUGAAUCUGGUACAUGUGCUCCCAACUUAAAUUUAACAGAGACAGAUAAAACUACUUGCAAAAAUAGACCAUUUGGUAUUUUUUAUUUUGUAAGCUAUGUCAUUAUAUCAUUUCUCAUUGUUGUAAAUAUGUACACAGCUGUCAUUUUAGAGAACUUCAGUGUUGCCACUGAAGAAAGCACAGAUCCUCUUUGUGAGGAGGACUUUGAUAUGUUUUAUGAGACCUGGGGAAAAUUUGAUCCUCUGGCAACACAGUUUAUUGACUAUUCUGCUCUUUCAGACUUUGCAGAUGCUCUGGCAGAACCCUUGCGCAUUCCAAAGCCCAAUAACAUCCAGCUCAUAUCCAUGGACCUCCCUCUAGUGAGUGGAGAUAAGAUCCACUGCUUGGAUAUCUUGCUUGCUUUCAGUAAACGUGUCUUGGGAGAAUGUGGAGAUUUUGAUACGCUUAAGUUACUGAUUGAAGAAAAAUUCGCGGUUGUCAGUCCAUCUAAAAGUUCUCACAGGCCAAUUUCUUCUACAUUUAAAAGAAAACAAGAGGAGGUAUCAGCAGUUAUUAUCCAAAAGGCCUUCAGGAGGUAUUUGAUACAGCGUUCUUUCAAAAAUACGUCUUUAUUAUGCCGUCACAGACAGAACAGUGCUGUCUUUGGAGAAGAAAUGCAGGAGAAGCAAAAGAUUAUUGUAUCAAUACUUAAUGAAAGUAGUGGCAGGAAGAUACAUAAAUCACGGCCUGUUUCUUCCACAUCUCUCCCUUGACUUUAUGUUGCUUUUGCUGAAACAAAUAAGCUGGACAUAUAAGGUUACCCCAGGCUGCAGCAUUUUUGACUUUUAAAGCAAAGUCACUGAUUUUCAGAUGGAGACAAUAUGUGAAUCCCAGAGUAUAAUACUCUGAAUUUAGAAUAAUGGUGGCAGCCUUCCAGUAUUGGGAUUGUUCAAAUUUUCAAAUUCUCCUUAAAAUGAUUAAGAUCUGAACAACUAUGUCAUAAAUAUUGGAGGAUAAUCAAACCUUGGAUUUUUUUCCCAGUUAGUGGAGUAGGUGGGUUAAUUUUUUCACCUGCUAGUUUUGUCCUAGUUCAUGUGUUUACAGAAGAAAUCCAUAAAAGGUCGGUUGUAAGCACAGAUUUAUAAACACACAAGGCUCUAGAAUAAUGUAUAUCUCUUUAGAGAUAACCAAUAUUUCCAACUAGGCUUUAUUGUCGCAAAAUGAACUAAUUACUGCACUUCUGUAACAGAGCUCAUUCAGGAAACUCGAGUAUAAUCAGCCUCUGACUUUGAUGGUUUUGGGACCAUCCUCCUCCUAGCAUGUUUGGGUGGAUUUGUUUAUGCUUAAGUAUUUUAGAGAUGUCUUUAUAUGUGCACCUAAAUGGAUUUAGCAGAUCAUCCUCAGUUGCCUGUGCAUAAAAGCUGUAUAUAAUUUGUUCUUUGUAUCAUUCAGUGUAUGAAAAUUGUCAUAAUCGUAGUUACCAAAAUCAAAGGAUGUUAUACAAGGGGUAUUGCUUCCAGAAAAUCUUGAGAAUCAUUGUACAUAAAUUUUCAUCAUCAUCCAAAUGUCAUAGAAAGCAUUACUUAGUAUUCUGAAAAGGAGUUCAUGGUAUAUCUUAUGAGACAAAAUUUAAUAAAAGCUAGGGGAAGCAUUUAUUUGUUUGAUUCUGAAAAAAAUGCAUGAACAAUGUGUAAUAAUAUUUUAGUGAUUCUUUUGCAGUUUAGGUUAUUCAGAUGAAGUGUCAUGGUGGAUUCAGGACCACUAAUAAAAUGCUACUGUUUUAGAUUCUUCAAUAAAGAGUUCAAAUGCUUAAUA
Pseudopipra pipra is the source of this 5432-nucleotide messenger RNA. RefSeq names its product sodium channel protein type 5 subunit alpha-like. Gene Ontology annotation, molecular function: protein binding; voltage-gated sodium channel activity. Lineage: Eukaryota; Metazoa; Chordata; Aves; Passeriformes; Pipridae. Gene Ontology annotation, cellular component: voltage-gated sodium channel complex; axon; plasma membrane. Gene Ontology annotation, biological process: neuronal action potential; membrane depolarization during action potential; sodium ion transmembrane transport. The record is from RefSeq and is a predicted model, not a curated record.